UCCCGUUUAGAGCCCCCUGGCGUGGAGUGAUCCUUAGAACUGGAUGAACCAGGAGCAGCACGGCUCUCUGGAGAGAUUAGCCUGGCACUGGACAGACCUGAAUUCCUGGCUCUGCAGCCGGACGGCGGGGUGACCUGAGGCAGAUUGCGCCCUGAGACGCAAGGGAAAUGAGCAACAGAAAUGAGAAGAGAGAAGAUGGACACCUUCAGCACCAAGAACUUGGUUCUGCAAGCUCAGAAAAAGCUGCUGAGCAAGAUGGCCUCCAAGACCAUGGCGAACAUCUUCAUUGAUGACACCAGCAGCGAGGUUCUGGACGAGCUGUACCGGGUCACCAAGGAGUUCACCCACAACCGCAAGGAGGCCCAGAAGAUCAUCAAGAACCUGAUCAAGAUCGUCAUGAAGCUGGGGGUACUGUACCGCAAUCGGCAGUUCAGCGCCGAUGAGCUGCGGCUGAUGGAGCACUUCCGCAAGAAAGUGCACACCCUGGCUAUGACCGCCGUCAGCUUCUACCAGAUAGACUUCACCUUUGACCGCAGGGUCAUGUCCGGCGUGCUGAACGAGUGCCGCGACCUGCUCCACCAGGCCGUCAACACCCACCUGACGGCCAAGUCCCACUCCAGGAUCAAUCACGUCUUCAACCACUUUGCGGACUACGAGUUCCUGUCGGCGCUGUAUGGACCUUCUGAACCCUACCGCACCCACCUGCAGAGGAUCUGCGAAGGGGUCAACAAAAUGCUGGAUGAGGACAACAUAUGAACCAGCAAAGACAAGGCCUGAGAGCAAAUGUUUGGCUCUUUGCCUGACUCUCUUCCACCUGGACUCUCCAGGCUGCAUUCUGGUAUCCGUGAAUUCAACGGCAAGACGUCUGUUGUUCUCAGUGGGGUCAGGCCUUCUCGCUCGCUCUUUCUCCACGUUGCGAAACGUCUUGCUCUUUCCUUUUUUUUCUCCUGAAGACCAAGGACCCUUCACUUUCUGUCUAAAUGAGGUUGCAAUCUGCUGCUUGUCUUAGUAGCUGGAAUCUCUUCACCUCACUUUAGCUCCCUAAUGAAAUUAAAAUGAGACAAAGCAGCUUCCGUCUCUACCCUACUGGGGCACAACCACACCAAAGGCGGGGUUGUUUGUAUGAGUGAAACUGGAGAAAAUGCUCUUUUUUGCACUGGCUUGAUAUCUCCGCUUUGGAACCCAACCCAGUGUCUAUAACCCAUCAGAGGCCAAGCCCCACAGCCCCUACCCACUGUACAUGAGCUCUCUGUUUAAAGGUUCUUGGUCUCACUGUAUAUAUUUUUAUCCACCAAGUGCUCUUAAACCCACAAUUCAGAGUCCAAGGAGUCCUGCUGUAGCAAAAUCUCUCUCACUUCUAAAUCUGUUUUCAUUCUGGUGAGGGGGGAAACCCACUACAUCUUGUGUGUAGCUUUUUUUUUUUUUCUUGGUUAAGAUUAAUUCAAGCAGAGAGCAUGGAGGAGUGGUUCAGGUGUCCUGCCACUGCCAAGAUGUAAGGCUGUCUAUCCUGAAGUUCAACCAUGCGGGCUGGGUUUAAACACAGUUUCCCUGGCCAGCGUAGAAAAGGAUGAGCCAUAUUCUAAAUGCUUUACAAAUCCAUGCUAUGGUCUAGCACCCCUAGGCCAGGGAAAGUGCAUUAGAACCUUGCAAGCAAGAAUUGGGUUGUGGUGUUUACCUCACUAUUGUCUCCCGGGAGGCCAAGAUAUGGAUAGUGGGAGGAUCUCACAUAGGGAUGGACCCUGCUUGGAUGGAUCACCCCACAAGUAGAGUCCUGCACGGAUACAAAAUUGGUAUCCACAUCCGCAAAUAUGGUCUGCGGAUAUAAAGUGGAUAUCUACAGAUUUGCAGGGCUAUACCCACCGGGUCCCAGGAUGGGGAGGGACCCUUGAAUGGGGGAGAGGCUGCAAUGAGGGUGGUCAGGUUUAGACACUGUUGUGGUUUGAAGCUUAACACAGGUCAGGCCUAAACUAGGGGCUGGAGCAAGAAGUGGUCAUGCUCCAGGUACCACUUGCCCCUCCUGACUGUUGCCCAAUGGGUACUUUGGGCCAGUUACGGAGGCAGCCUCUCCCUUCUGACUGAGAAUGGUGGAGCAUUAUUUUCUGUCCAUGUUCCUUUCCCACAGGGGAAAAGAGGAGACUGUAUUUUCAAACCAAAUAGCAAAUGUGCACUUUCCUCCUCCUCCUCUGAAAUCCAAACUGAAUUUCUCUGUCGUCAGCCUCUCCGGCUGAUUAUAUCAAUGUAAUUGUUUAGAUUUGGUCCUCUGGGGCUUUCCCUAGUAUGUCGUAGGUUGGAAACAACGUCUUAGAUUCCAAUAAAUUACAA
Molecule: messenger RNA, 2322 nt
Organism: Terrapene triunguis (Three-toed box turtle)
Lineage: Eukaryota; Metazoa; Chordata; Testudines; Emydidae
Gene: TNFAIP8L1
Product: TNF alpha induced protein 8 like 1
Exons: 2
Coding region: 181-756 (191 amino acids)
Biological process (GO): negative regulation of TOR signaling; regulation of apoptotic process
Cellular component (GO): cytoplasm
Source: RefSeq, a predicted model, not a curated record